Messenger RNA from Hypoxylon fragiforme, 1732 nucleotides. RefSeq lists its product as uncharacterized. The transcript has a single exon. The record is from RefSeq and is a predicted model, not a curated record. Lineage: Eukaryota; Fungi; Ascomycota; Sordariomycetes; Xylariales; Hypoxylaceae. The coding region runs from base 562 to 1416 and encodes 284 amino acids.
CCUACCUACCUAGUAGUACCUACACUUACAGUACAUGUGUGCGCAUGUAUGCAUUACAUCUCAGCUCUCAACAGCUCACGUCACAGUAUCACACCUACAUCUGUCUUGUAGUCGAGCGUCUUGCGAAAAGCUCAACAACUUCCAUGGAACCGCCGAAUCAAUGAUGAAAGCCUACGUGGUCGCCGCCCAUAUAUUACAUCCAUGGAUGGCAUUGUUCAUCUGGGUGGUAAAAUACGUAGUGGAGCUAUACGCAGAUCAUCUACCACAUCCCCAUUGCAAGUUUGUAAGGUUGGCCAACCAUAACGUGAAAUGUACCUCUUUUGCGUGCGAUUUCCAUGGGUGAGCUCAGUCCAUCAUCAUCGUUUCCGUUACCUGCGCCUCGCACUUACGUGACUUAUCUCAUACUGUUGCCCCCCUUUACAAUUACCACCAGACAUCACAUAUAUAUCUAGGUACCUACCUAGCAGUCAAGCCAGACAUGUCUUCCUGACAGUCUUCCUACGUUCCCAUUUCUUACCGUACUUAUAUCUUUUACCCUUACUCAUCCGAUCAGCAGCUACAAUGGAGGAGCCAGCCCCCGCACCCGCACCCGCAUCCAAUGGCGACGGCCUGAAGGUGAUCAACGCGAGCCUCUUCCACAUGGCGAACAAGUCCAUGGCCAAAGCCUACACGAUCCUCGGCUACAGCACAGAAAACGGUCUACUCCAGGACGUAAUGCACAGCUCGUGGGAGCUCCUCUCGCAAGCCGCCGAGGCGAAAUGGCCCUCGGAGCCGAGCGCAACCCCUCGACCGCCGUACACGCGCGAGGACUGGGACGCGAUCUGGGGCCCGUACGACGUGGUGACGGACCUCGCGUCGCCGUUCGCCCUCGACCUGAUCAAGGCGUACCCGGGCGCCAGGGUCGUCGUCGUGCAGCGCGACUUCGACGCCUGGUGGCCCGCGUUCGCGCCCGAGGUGCGCGGCGAGCUCUUCAUGCAGCAGCAGUCGUCGUCGCCGCAGUCGGCGGUCCACUCGCUCAUCGCCUCCACCGUGACCACGACCCGCCCGCUGCACGCCAUGAAGCGGAUCAUCCUCGGGUUCUUCGGCGCGGAGACGAGCGAGGAGGUCGACGAAGCCCGGGCGCGCGAGGCGUACGACGCGUACUUUGCGGCGGUCCGGAGUCUGGUGCCGCCGGAGAGGAGGCUGGAGUACACGAUAGGGUCCGGCUGGGAGCCGCUCUGCGCGUUUCUCGGAAAGGAGAUCCCAAAUGUAGAGUUCCCGAGCGAGGAGGGGGAAGCAGUCACGGACCUGGCGGAAGCGGAUCCGAGAGAAAGCAAAUCGUGGCUUCAAGGCGCGCUACAAUCCGCGCCCUGGGUAGUCGGGAUAGCAGCGAUUGGAAUAGCAUGGUUCUACUCUCGGCGUAUAGCUCUUAGAUAAACGUCGCAAGAUAUCGGGAUCAAAAUAGGGAUAUUACGGAGGAAAAGAACGAGGAAUUUUCAUUGAUCUCUAGGUAGGCUAGGUAAAGGAGGGCUGGGGGCGCAAUAGGUUUGCCUCGACAACUUCGAAUCCGGCAUUAAUACGGUGUGUAUAUUAGCGGUUUUCUUGUAUGGAUAGUACAAACUCAGAGCUAAGAGAGGAUAUAGUAGUAUCGUGAUACGUACCGAGGUACGUAAGCAUACUGCUAGUGUUGUAGAUAUCCCAGAUCUAGGACUAGGGUACAAAAUAAGCUUAAAUUAAGAAUGGGGAUCUAUAA